CCUUGAUCCAUCCAUUUGAAAGAAAGUUAAAGCCCUCUUUUAUAAUAUUAAUACCCCCGGUGGGUAUCGAGUGGUUCGCCCCUGCACAGGAAUCAGAGUUCCUGCCUCUUCCAUAAAUUCCCGAAGUCUGGCAUCCAUUCAAAACUCCCCGCCAGCCUGCGAUGACUAAAGUUUGGAGUAAGAUAAGAAUCUCGCGGCUGCGCCCCCGUUUUGGGUCAAAGACUUUGCAAGAUGGCAACCAGCGUGGGUACGUAUGGAAGUCAAACGUCCAAAUGUUUGGAAUCCUGAGAAAGCAGUGACCUCAGUUUGAUCAUUGUUGAAGAACGAAGAGACAUGAUACUGGUAGAGGGAGGCUCGCAUGUACGCUGGAGUUGGUGAUCGAAAUGCCCAUCAUCAAAGAAGAUAUAGACCGAGCUGUGCAGGCCCUCCAGUCUGUGCUGAAGUCCCUGACUGAUCCUGAAGACGCCGUCCACAGAUAUGUGCUGAGAUGUGCACUACACAUGAUGAAGAGCAGGCUCUUUUAUGCUAUCAUAGACAUUUGUCAACAAUAUGUACAGACCCUAGAGUUCUCCCUGGACUGGAGUGACAGUGCACAGGUGGCUCUGAUUGGUGCAGACAGCAGUACAGACCAGGACUUCAGCUUCUCCAGCACUCCCCCUGGUGAGCCCUGGUGCAUGACAGGUUUCAGUAGCCUGGACUUCCCCUCCACAGCCUCCUCCCCCAGCCCCCACUGUAGGACACCUCCCUUCCUCAUGAACCUGGAGGACGAUUUCCCGAGCAGCGCCCCUUGCAGAUGUUCUGGGAACUGCAGAAAACAUGCUGCAGAGACAAAAAUACCUGAACAGCCUGAACCAAAGCGACAGAGAAUAGACCACCAAACCUGCUUAGAUGAUGAGUGGUACUGUGGUGUUGAGGAGGACGUGGAAUCACUUGACAGACAAUCAGAAGAACUACGACUGGUAGAGGUUAUUAAAGGUGUGGGGGGCCUUGGUCUGAAGCUGGUGGGCUCGGAGCAUCAUGGGACUUUCAUCUCCGAGGUGACACCAGGGGGCGUGUCCUGGAUGGAUGGGAGGCUGCUCAUAGGGGACCAAAUUGUUGCAGUAGAUAAUUAUGACUUAGGGGGCCGGUCCCAUUUGGCAGCUGCUGACUACAUUUUGAACCUCCCAGUGGGGACUAUAGUUUCACUGAUGGUUUUGUACAACCCAGAAGGAAUGGAGGAGUAUUACAAGACUGUUCAGUUCUGUCCAGGAUGACAUGAACUACUCAAGAUGUGAAUGGGAACCAAAGCUUCACAUGUUGCAAUGGACCAGGAAAGCCUGUGUCCUGUCCCACUUAUAUGUUACACUGAGCCAAAAAUAUGCUUAGAAUAAGUUUAAUGUAUCACCCUAUUACUGUAUUCAAGUUGGGAGGUGUUUUAUGCGCUUUAUAUAAUUUUCUUAUCAUUCAAUUUGAUUGAUAGGUACGACACUACUUACGGUUUAUGUCUACUUUUGAAAUGCGCUGACUUUAACAUGACUGUGCCUAUUUAACUAAUAUAUGUGUGAACAUUGUUAUAGUCACUUGUAACUGGCCAUGGCAAGGCCAAUAGUGAUGUAGAGCAUACAUAUCUUUAUCCAUAUAGCAGCUAAAUUAUCAUCUUGUGACUAGAUUUUAAGUUUCCCCCAACCCCUGUAGCAAUGGUUUUAGAAAUAUGUAGUUGACAUAAUGAUAUCCAACAUAAAUGUAUGUAAAUGAAUGUAAAUUCCCAAUAAAGAAGAGUCAUCCAAUGCACUCAAAGUCAUGAUAUAUAUAAUAUAUAUUGUACUUCAAACCAGAUACUUGUAACAGUAAUCAGUAGGUGGAUGCUAGUGUUAGUAAACAAUACAAAGGUACAAAAAGUUGUCCAUGGACAGUGGGAGAGAAUCCAUGCUAUCUCAAAUAUUGUUCAACUUAGGUGGGACCAUGAAGGAUUGCUGAGGGUUGCUGCAAUUGUUUUCCUUUGUUCUGAAUUUCCAUUUUGCAUACAUUACUAUAUAUCAUUACUUAAAUCAACUUUUCAAUUUCUUCACACAAUGUGUGGCUGCAUGGUUGUAAAAUGCUUCUCAUACAAGGUAAACAUAGUAAACAAACAGACCUGGUCCAUGCUGAGAAGUUUAGAGUACCACUUUUCAGUAUGGAACAAUUUUAGUCAAUCAAAAUCACCUUGUCAAAAAGGUUACCACAAUUUCCCCUAUUGAGAUGUAAAAUUCACAGUCCUAUCGGUAAAAUUAAUCAUAUAACCCUAGUACAGGAUGAACAAAUACCUUAAAUUGCCUUAUUGCUUUCAUGUGUAAAAUGUACAUGUAUACCUCUACAGAUACAAUUAAAGAGUUUCAUACAAAACUGUGCUUCUUAUCAAAGCAUCUAAUAUGGCAAAGCCUAGACCUGAAAACCUUUCUCCAUACUUUUAACAAGUCUCUACCUUUCUAGGAUUGUUCUAUACCUAUUCACCUUCCAUCUACUAAACAUCAAAUGCCUACAGCAUAAAUAGUCUUCCCAAAAUAGACUCUUAUUUACAACAGCUGCCAUGCACCAAUUCAAUUGCCACCAAUAAAUAUAUACCACACUUUUUACUAUUUUAAGAGGUCCUGUACUACCUUAAAGAUGUAUAAAAGUAUAAACUGUCUUAAAAAUGUAAAAACAUGCCAUCACCAAAUUUCUAACAUUACUAGUCAUGCCCACCUUUUAGAAAAAUUUACUAAUAUAUAGAGAUAACAAACUCUUGUAGAAUACGAUAAAAACCCCUAAUUAAAAGAAGCCAUGUUAAACAGUGAAUGCCCUGAGAGUGGAACAUGUUUGGUCUGAAAGUGGAAAGUCAAACCAACUUCACUUUUACUAUGCUGUGAUUUAGAUGCAGUUUUUUUCGUAAAUGGUAGAAAAAUGUUCUAUUUAUUAAGAUAGUAUACUAGUAUUGCUUUGA
This is a messenger RNA of Branchiostoma belcheri (Belcher's lancelet), 2938 nucleotides long. Its product is annotated as multiple PDZ domain protein-like. Gene Ontology annotation, molecular function: protein binding. The record is from RefSeq and is a predicted model, not a curated record. The coding region runs from base 384 to 1253 and encodes 289 amino acids. The transcript is spliced from 9 exons. Lineage: Eukaryota; Metazoa; Chordata; Leptocardii; Amphioxiformes; Branchiostomatidae.